AUGUCUGAUGAAUCAAAGGAAUCUGAAGCUGAUGAUCAACUGAAUAGAAGCACUCGUUCAGUUCGUCAACCAAGCCCAGAAACUCUGGCUGAAAUUAGUGUUUUGAACGCUUCCAUUAACGAAGCUGAAGAGUUUGAGUUGACAUUUGAGAUAGUUGACAAUUCGAAGAAGAAGGAUGAUGAUGAUGAUGAAGAUGAUGAUGUGAACGAUGUGAACGAUGUUAACAAAAAUGCAAAGAACGAAGCUGUUGUUGAUGUUUAUGGAUUCGAAGUUGAAGCGGAAGAGGAUGAAGAUGUCGAUAAGGAAAAUCCAAAGAAAGAAGAAGUAAGUGCGAAGCAACUUCCUCAAACUCCUUUAACCAAGAGGAAUGCUGAAAGCAAAAUUCUUUCGGAACAAAGAAAAAGAAAAAUAUUUCUGACAUCAACUCCCAAAACUAAGCGUGUACAUAAAUGA
Auanema sp. JU1783 is the source of this 453-nucleotide messenger RNA. The record is from the annotation of a GenBank genome assembly. Lineage: Eukaryota; Metazoa; Nematoda; Chromadorea; Rhabditida; Rhabditidae.